Molecule: messenger RNA, 1276 nt
Organism: Phlebotomus papatasi
Lineage: Eukaryota; Metazoa; Arthropoda; Insecta; Diptera; Psychodidae
Product: protein FRA10AC1
Exons: 2
Coding region: 124-831 (235 amino acids)
Biological process (GO): dephosphorylation
Molecular function (GO): phosphatase activity
Source: RefSeq, a predicted model, not a curated record
GCUGACAUUUCGCAUGCACAUAACCUCAAAGUUUUGUUGUGAAGUGGGCAGUUCUUGGAAAAAUACCCAGUUUUCCUGGAUUUUAAGCCCAAUCCGUGAAGUGAUUAAUUUUAAAAGUGCACAAUGACCGAGGGAAUUUUCAAAACAAUGGAUAGGUAUCAGCUCCAUCGGGUAUUGAUGGCAGAAAUAGAGAAACAGAAGCAAGCCGCAAGAAGAGGAAAAACCGACCUUGAUGUAAUCCGGGAAAAUCAUCAGUUUCUCUGGGAUGAAAAUGAGAAAAACCUCUCGUGGGAGCGUCAACUGGCCAAGAGUUACUACAGCAAACUCUUCCGGGAGUACUGCAUCUGUGACCUGAGUCAGUACAAGAAGAAUCAAGUGGGACUGCGUUGGCGGACAGAAAAUGAGAUUGUAAUGGGAAAGGGGCAGUUUAUCUGUGGCAAUAAGCACUGCAGGGAGGAAGAGAAGCUCGUAAGCUGGGAAGUGAAUUUUAAUUACAUAGAACACGGACAGAAAAAGACAGCACUCGUGAAGGUCAGACUCUGUCCGGAAUGUUCACAUAAGCUCAACUAUCACACGAAAAAGAGAUUAGCCAAGAGGAAACCCAAGAGACUCGAUAUAUCUUCCAAGAAAAAAUUACCAGAAACACCUGGAACCUCCAAAGCUGAAGAGAAACCUCUUGAAGUUGAAGAAAAUGCAUCAAAUGAGGAAUUCAAAGAAACUGAAGAAACAGGCAAUCCGGAGGAAAACAUUUGGGCAGCAAAAGAUGCUCCCGUGGAAGACAAGACAAGGGAAGAUGAAUUCAAUGAAUACCUCGAAGAUCUUCUGCUUUAGUUUCACUGGGCAGUGUAGGAACUCGUGCCGAAAUUGAGUCUGUUCAUGUGACCAUCAAUCCAAUUGCGAAACAGCGAGACAUGAGAGUAGACAGCUGGAUGGUUUGCAUGGCAGCCAAUGCCCCAGGAAACAAUUCCCGUCUGGACGUAUGUGUUGGCUCCGGGAGGACCCACGGGGCAUACAAGUGGCGCUCCACCAUCGCCGGUACAUGUGUCAAUUCCGGGAAUUCCUCCAGCACAGACAAAGGUUGGAUCGAGAAAGAAUUUCGAUCCUAAGCGAGUGUUUUGCAGAGCAGCUUCGCAUUUCUGAUUAGGAACCAUUGGCAGCUUGACCCUCUUCAUGAUAACACUGUACUUUCCUGCCUUUCCAAAAAUGUCCUUUCCUGAAAAUUAAAUAAAACCAUUUAAGUUUUCUUGCGAAAAAAUAAAAAUUCCUUUGGGUGAAA